CUGCUUUCAGUAAUAUUAAUCAUCUGUUAAACAAGAUAGAUGCUUGAUAAGAAGUAGGUAACAUUGUAUAAAGAUGUCUGCAAGGAUUUCUUUCGUCUAGUGUAAUCCUUGUCGUUUCUAGGUAUCUUUUCCCUAUAUAGAUAUGUUUCUUCAGAAUGUGCUGCAUACCUAUCAAGAUAAUCUUUUCAUCAGCAAUGCCCUUAUGAGAUCUGUGAUCAUCUGUCUUGUAGCUAUGCUCACCUCAGUCUUUGUAGCUUUUUGCUCAAAUUUGUAGACCAUACUGUCUCUUGGUACUCACAAGAGCUCUAUAACAGUUUAACCACUCUUGAAAAAGCUAACAAUGUAAUUAUAGAUUUGAGUAGUACAAUGACAAAGGUGAUCAGCUUGACAAUUGGACCCUAGAUCUGGUAGGAUACAGUAGCUGCACAGUAGCUUGAAAUAGGAUAGUCACAGUCUCCUACACAUUCACUGAACAGUACCUUCAAGUGCUUCCUAUACACUGUACUACAGGAUGAGUGAAGAUACAACAAAUAGUGGAAAGUGGAAGCAACGGGACAAACGUGUCCAGUCAGCAAAGCUCUGCAAGAAUGCUGAUACAUUGAAGAAACCUCAAGCAAGGAAGAGUAAGGACCUGGGUGCUGCUAGUCACCCAGUCCUGAUAGAGAGUACGGAUGACGAGGAUACAUCUGUUCAGGAGAUGGAUUCUGAGUCCGAUAAAAGCGAGGAUGAAGAAGAAUCUCUUCCACAACUAGGUACACUGAAGAAAACAGUACAGGCAAAGAGACUAAAGCUAAAGUAAGUGUCAAACUGUAUCAUGUUGUUCUAUAAACAAGUCCCUUGUGAUGCUAAUAGCUAUGCUGAGGAUGGAACCAAGUAUUUCCAGUGCUGCCAUCCUCAUACUAAUGGACUCUCUAAGAUUCUGAAGAUAAUGCAAGCAAUGUGUGGAAGCAAGACUGGUCUCAGGCAGCAUCUAGAAAGCUAUGGUGACAUGUUUUCAUUCUACAAUUUCUUCAGAGUAGUAACAGCUUUACACUUGCCUACUUCUGAAGAGAUAGACAUUGCAAAUCGAACAACAGUACUCACUCGAGAGGAGCUCAGGGAGAUUGUCAAGGACUUGCCUAAUACUAAUAAUAUUGUAGAGAUGUUUCAAAAGUAAGAGAACAAGAAAAUGGUACCCUGGGAGCAUGCAACCUUCAAGCGAUUCCUUGUGGAAUAGGUUGUUAAGACUGAUCAACCAUUUACUACUACAGAGGAUCCUACCUUCCAAAGGCUUUUGCAAUACAUUCACCAGGCUAGAAAUCUUUCUAUUCCAUUGAGUGACACAGUGAAGCAUAACAUUCA
Fomitiporia mediterranea MF3/22 is the source of this 1341-nucleotide messenger RNA. RefSeq lists its product as uncharacterized. The transcript has 13 exons. Bases 512 to 799 code for a protein of 95 amino acids. NCBI's taxonomy places the organism in Eukaryota, Fungi, Basidiomycota, Agaricomycetes, Hymenochaetales, Hymenochaetaceae. The record is from RefSeq and is a predicted model, not a curated record.